Molecule: messenger RNA, 7568 nt
Organism: Anarrhichthys ocellatus (wolf-eel)
Lineage: Eukaryota; Metazoa; Chordata; Actinopteri; Perciformes; Anarhichadidae
Gene: pitpnm2
Product: phosphatidylinositol transfer protein, membrane-associated 2
Exons: 17
Biological process (GO): phospholipid transport
Cellular component (GO): cytoplasm
Molecular function (GO): phosphatidylinositol binding; phosphatidylcholine intramembrane carrier activity; phosphatidylcholine binding
Source: RefSeq, a predicted model, not a curated record
UCUUUUAGCAUCUUUUCACCUUUUGUCUCUUUCAUCUGCUCCCUGUUAACACUGUUUCCUUCCUUCCUUCCUUCCUUCUUUCCUUCCUUCCUUCUGUCCUCUUACCUGCAGGAUUGUUCGUCUCAGCAGUGUCUCCAGUCGGCCAAAACUCACGUCCUCGUUCUGGUCCUGCACGGAGGCAACAUCCUGGACACUGGCUCUGGGGAACAGAACAGCAAGCAGGGAGACCUGAACACGCUGAGUGGAGCCUUUGAGACGGUGAUGGGGGUUCAUUACCCAGCAGCGAUGGGCCGCAUCGCCAUCCGGAUGGUCCCCUGUCCUGCCGUGUGUGUCGACGCGUUCGCGCUAGUUUCCAAUCUCAGCCCCUACAGCUACGACGAGGGCUGCCUGUCCAGCAGUCAGGACCACAUCCCGCUGGCUGCUCUGCCUCUUCUGGCUACCGCCGCACCACAGUACCAGGACGCCGUUGCAACGGUCAUCUUACGAGCCAAUCAGGUGUACAGCGACUUCGUCAAGUCUCUCGAGGGAGCAUCUUUUAACGGCCAGGUGUGUGUUAUUGGGGACUGUGUUGGAGGAAUCCUGGGGUUUGAUGCUCUGUGCAGCAGCUCGGUGACGGUGUCAGAAAGCCAAAACAGCAGCAGACGGGGCAGCGCCAUCAGUGUACAGGACACAGACCUUCUCUCGCCGGGUAUCAUCAUAAACAGCGUCUCUCCGUCCUCGCCGUCCCUCGAAGGAAGCCGCCAUCUCAGCCGCAGCAACAUCGACAUCCCCCGCUGCUCGGGGCCCGACGACCCCAAGAGACAACUUCUACGCAAGCGCAGCGACUCGUCCACCUACGAGCUGGACACCAUCAAACAUCACCAGGCCUUCCUGUCCAGCCUUCACUCCAGCGCGCUCCUCGGGGAGCCCGGCUCGCGGCGCUCCAGCGGCAGCACCAUGCUGGAAGGAGGCUCUUUGGGAAAGUUUGACUUCGAGGUGACGGACUUCUUCAUGUUCGGCUCUCCUCUGGGGCUGGUGCUCGCGCUGAGGAAGACCGUGGUGCCCUCGUUGGAUGUGUCCGCUCUGCGUCCGGCCUGCCAGCAGGUUUACAACCUGUUUCAUCCGGCCGACCCGUCGGCCUCGCGCCUCGAGCCUCUGCUGGACAAGCGGUUCCACCUGCUGCCUCCCUUCAGUGUCCCUCGAUACCAGCGCUUCCCUCUGGGCGACGGACACUCGGCUCUCUUGGUGGAGACCGUGCAGAGUAACCCGCAGCUGCUGAAUGAGUCUGUUGGUGCAAUUUCCCACCGCUACCAGGAAAGCACCGUCAACGAGACCUCCAUCCCCGUACCCGUCCUCAACUGGCAGCUCCACACAGACACGGAUUCUCUCCACUCACACAUUUUUGUGGACGGUCAGCUCCCAUCGCCCACCUCACCGGGGGUCCCUCACCUCCGCUGCAACCGCAGGGCCAGCGAGGCCAGCCUAGCCAGCCAGGUGUCGGGCAUGGCUGACUCUUACACCGCCUCCAACAUCGCCACGAUUGCUUCUCGGUGGUGGGGCAGUAAGAGGAUGGACUACGCCUUGUACUGCCCUGAUGCCCUCACAGCGUUUCCCACGGUGGCUCUGCCUCAUCUCUUCCACGCGUCCUACUGGGAGUCGACAGACGUCGUCUCCUUCUUACUCAGACAGGUGAUGAGACAUGAGAACUCCAGUAUUUUGGAGCUGGACGGUAAAGAAGUGUCUGAAUUCACUCCGUCCAAACCUCGAGAGAAGUGGCUCCGCAAGAGGACUCACGUUAAAAUCAGGAACGUGACGGCUAACCACCGAGUGAACGACGCCGUGUUCACGGAGGACGGAGCUCAGAUGGUGAUGGGACGUUUCAUGUACGGCCCCCUGGACAUGGUCACCCUCACCGGAGAGAAGAUCGAUAUCCACGUCAUGACGCAGCCUCCCUCUGGGGAGUGGGUGUUCUUCAACACGGAGCUCACCAACAGCAGCGGUCGGGUCUCUUAUCUGAUCCCUGAGAGCAAGAAGCUGGGUAUCGGGGUCUAUCCUGUCAAAAUGGUGGUCCGGGGCGACCACACGGUGGCAGACAGCUACCUCUCUAUCGUACCGCGAGGAACAGAGUUUGUUGUGUUCAGUAUUGACGGGUCUUUUGCUGCCAGUGUGUCUAUAAUGGGCAGCGAUCCAAAGGUUCGGGCUGGAGCUGUGGAUGUGGUGAGAUACUGGCAGGACUUGGGCUACAUGAUAGUUUACGUAACGGGUCGUCCUGACAUGCAGAAGCAGCGCGUGGUGGCCUGGCUCUCUCAGCAUAACUUCCCUCAUGGCAUCGUCUCCUUCUGCGACGGGCUGGUUCACGACCCGCUCCGGCACAAGGCCAACUUCCUCAAAAGCCUCAUUAACGAGGCCCAGAUGAGGAUCUUUGCAGCCUACGGCUCCACCAAGGACAUCUCCGUGUACUCGUCCAUCGGCCUGCCUCCCUCACACAUCUACAUCGUGGGAAGGCCCACGAAGAAGAUGCAGCACCUAUGUCAGUUCAUCCCGGAUGGCUACGCCUCCCACCUGUCCCAGCUGGAGUACAACCAGAGGUCUCGGCCCGCCAAGUCCAACAGCACCCGCAUGGUCCUCCGCAAGGGCAGCUUCGGGCUCGGUGCGGCCGGAGGAGAAUUCCUCCGCAAGCGCAACCACAUCUUCCGCACCAUCUCCUCUCAGCAGGCCGGAGGGGCCGGGUCGGUCUCCCCCAGCCAGCCGGGGCGCACCGAGCGGACCCAGAGCCAGUGCGAGGUGGAGCGAGGGGAUCGGGUGGUCGGGCCGGCGGCGACCCAGAGGAGCAUGAGUAUAGCCGCAGGGUGCUGGGGUCGCAGCGGGAGCACCAAGGAGGGCAGCGGAGGGUUACUCGGCCCAAAAUAAGGUUCAAAGUGGAGCUGUGGUGUUAAAAGGACCCGGCCAGAGCCACCAUGAUCUCUGGACCGGACACAGAGAGGAGGGUUGGAAGAAGAGGAAGUGAACGGAGGGUUUGUAUUGUAGAGAUUAAAGGCAGGAGGUCGGGGUUAUAGCAUGAACCCUCUUUGAUGGGAUGGAGAGGGAUCUCUUCCAGGAGGAGUGGACUAAUCAGGCCAAGUGGGAUCCAGCGAACAAGAGACAAUUCUGUAGCAUGACUCUUUUAAAGUAAUACUUUUAUAGGAUACAUCAUUAACUAAUUAAAGAAAAUGACAAGGAAGGAUUAAAUGAAAUAUUGUAAGCCUUAAACUAAUCUUGUGUAACGAGACCCUCCCCCCCUCCCCCCUCCUCUCCGAACACACACGUAAACACACUGUCCAAGCACUCACUCUCUCAUGAGCUCAGGACAAACUGCAGAGCCAGACAUCGUCUUUGUGGCCGGGUUAACCGGCCGAUGACUUUCACUUCUGUUUCAGUGCCACCGUCAGCCGAGCGACAACAAGUUUCUCAGACAGCAACUGUACCCAGAGAUGAGACACCGAGCGCUGAAUACAGAGUCACUUCAUCCGAAUUACACAAAAAGACAUAUUUUCUCACUUACCUCUUGUGGUCACUUUGCUCCAGAUUGAAAUAUUUCUUCAACUUUUGGUUGGAUUGUCAUGAAUUUGUGUAGAAACAGUCAUCGUCCUCAGAUGACGACAUCCAGUGACUUUCUUUGACCCCCUGGCUUUCUCUUGUAGAGCCACCAUCAGAUCAACAUCUUUGGUUUGUAUGUGAAAUAUCUCCACAACCAGUGGAUGGAUUGCCAUUAAAUUUGGUACCGAUAUUCAUCGACCUCCCUUAAAUAUUCUCAACAUCUCCCGGAUAGAUUAGCACAAAUCUUUGUAUAGACAUUCAUGAUUCCCAGGUGAUGAACCGUACUGACUUUGGUGAUCCCCAGACUGUUCCUCUAGCGCCACCAUGAGGUUGACGAUUGUGGUUUGGGGUAAAAUGUCUCAACAACUAUUGGUACAUAAUUUGUCCAAUACCUUCUGCUAAACUAAUGACAUAACCAUCAGCCUCAACUGUUAAUUAACAAAUGUUAGCAAGCUAAACCUAGAUGAUGAACAAGGUAAACAUUAUACCUGCUAAACAUAAGCAUGUUGACAUUGUCACUGAAUACAUGUUAGCAUGCUAAUGUUAGCUCCAGUACAGCCCCAUGAAGACUAAGCCUCCGUUGCAUUGAGGCUGAGACAGAAAUCUUAAGUGAGAAAAUGUGUCUUUUUUUUGUCGUUUGGGUUAACUGAUCCUUUUAAACAUCUGAGAGAUGGAUUAGACAUCAUGGGAUAUAUAUUGUAUCAGAGGUGACAGUACUUCUUGUCUUAGUCACAGAACGACUUUGUUCCUCACUGAUAUGCUACAUGUAUUUAAAUACACAAGGCUAGUUUUCAUUCCACCGUUUGUGUGAGACUCUGUAGUAUUGUCCCUUUCAGUGUGGCUCUCUGGGGCCAUCCAAGGCCUUAAUAUCCAACAACACACGUGUUCCACAGACGAUACAGACAGCAGACCAACAGGGCAUGCAGCAUUAAAGCAACAACCGAGACUCUGUACAGUCCACAGCAACAAUCCCUUUAUAUAUUCAUCCGCUUGCAAUACCUCCGAUCCACCUGUUGGUGGUGUUCUGUUCCCCACAUGUGCUGCUGCUGCUGGGACGCACUUUGUGUGGCGUUCCCUGGCUUUUUGCUCCUUUGGACCGGAUGGAGGAUAAACGUGGUGUUUCUGCUGAGUAGCCGGUUUCCUGUCGGGCUAAACUCUGGGAGGGAUGGAGGAAGUAUUUCCACAAAGCUUUCACUCACAGAGACCUGUACAUUUUUCAGUAUUUUUACCAAACGGACUGAAGAAUGGGCCGGAAGUGAUUCAGUGUUAAAUGUUGAAAAGACUGGAUGGAUCCUUUCACUGGUGGAUGUGGAGAAAAUCACUGGUUUCCCCUCACGAGAGCAAACAUCACGUUGCUGCUUCUGUCUACUGAACUGUAUAUUUUCGUAUAGAAGAAGAAGAAGAAGCCACCUCACAUCUCCAAUCCAAAAAACACAAACGUUGUGCACAGAAUAGUUUAGCAGUGCUGAUGCCACCCUCGCUCUUUAAAGGACGGGUUCACUCUUGUUCAAAGUCUGUCUAAAAACAAAAGUCAAGAGUCCGAGUGCUGUCAUCGUCCCUCCUGUGAAUACUGGUGAUUGGGGACGAAGCUGUUAGUCAAAUAAGUGUAUGUCUACAGACUUAUUAGAAUGAAAUCAGACCUAAACAACAUAUUGGACAAAUUCCAGUCAGGUUUCAGGAUGUAUCGGAGUACUGAGUCGGCUCUAUUAAGGGUAAUGAAAGACUCUUUGGUCUUUAGACUCCAGCAGUCAUGCCAUUUUAAUUUUUGAUAAUCUCUGACCCUAACAUGUUGUAGGGGUUCAUGUAAGGCCUUAUAAUGGUUGUAAACCGCGUCUACAACAUAAAUUAGGAUCACUUAUGAUGGAUAAUGUGCUGCUGCUGUCUCCUCUGGUGUCCCCCAAGGCUCCAUCCUUGGCCCCAUUUUAUUUUCAUUAUACAGUAUAUGCUUCCACUGGUCUGUUUAGUAACCUCAGCAUCCCUUAUUAUUGUUACACUAGCUGUACUACCUCCUUGAAACCCAGCGUAGAAACUUAAUGUCUCUUUUGUCAGCUGAAGAUAGACAGUAAAGGUACAGUCUCUUUUAAGCCAAAUGGUUCCUGAGAGUUUAGACUUGCAAUGAGUUCAUCUCGUGGCUUAGUCCAUUCUCUUGGGCCUCUGUCUUCCUCUAGCUUUUUCUACAUUAGGUUGAUGGCAAAAAUAAAACCCUUUACCUUCUCUUGGAGAGGAUUUCAUGCUAAAACGACUUACUUUAGAAGAUGUUCACUUGGUUUUUCUUACUGUUUUAACCUCACAUUGGCUUCAAAUAUACAUUUUGGCUUUUGUCCUCCGUCACUUUCACUGGAAGCACAAUAAGAAGAGGUCCUUGAAUGGUCAGUUUGUCAAAUAUGUAAUUCACACAGUAGUAUACAAAAACAGGUUUUAGCAUGUGGUUAUUUAAAAUAGACUAUUUAUUUAUUGAAUUACCAGAAAACAUGCUAAGUUAUGAUAUUUAUCGUAGUCAGGACAGAAUAUUUUGACCCAUUCCUUUCCAGUAUGAACAGGAGAAAAGAUUGCAGCAAGCAGAAACUGUUUUUACAUAAUCUCACGUGCAUCUAUUGUUUUGAGACGGACUUGAAAACGUGUGAACCUCUCCUUUAAACCCAUGAAAGCUUUUGGAUGUGCGGAGCGGUUGCACCUCACUGCCUGUUACUAUGUUGUUGUUUUUAUGCCCAGCUUCCACACCACACCAGAGGGUCUGUCUCCACUCUGUGUGGGAUCGGCGACGUCUUCAACCCACCAACAAAAAGCCAAAAUCAUUCCCUAAAUACUGUAGUUAAUCAACUGUGUAACCUCAUUGUUUUUUGCACUAGUUUACGAUGGAAAUAUACUGUAGUUACCAUCUCAUGUCGCUACAUCUGGACACCUCUGUAGUGCAUGACACUGUUUAUUGAUUUCAGGGUUUGCUGUUUGUGCAGGUACGCACACGUCUGUACAUUUUUGUCAGGAUAUGAAAAUAAUUGAAGGUAAAUGUGCCAAACAGUCAACACUUCUAGAGGAGAAUAUUUAGACCCGGGGCUUUUCAUAGCCUCCGUCCUCCUGUUGUUAUUCUUUGUCUUACUUCUAUUUGGAAGAUAAUCAAGAUGUAAACAGGAAGUAAAAAUGUUGCUAUGGAUUAAGUGAUUUACGCUGUAGGCUACGACUUGAGCCCCAUUUUUUUAUGUUUACAUUUUGGCAAUUAAAAGUGUGCCGACUAAGCUGUUAGCACUUCCUGUCUGUGUUGUACCCACGAAAUGUACAGACAACCGUCACCGGAUCACUUCGAUACUGAAGAAAACUCAAAAACGUGAUGUUUCUCUGGCAAGUUCUGCAGUUAUAAGAAGUGUCUUCUUUUUUUUCUGUGAUUUCUAAGCAGAUUUGUGGAUGUUUUUCAUCAGAGACAAUGAUUCCCUUUAGACGUGCAAGUCACAUUGAAUCUAAAAUGUGUAUAAUGUCUGGGUGGUAAGAUUUGACUGAGUUAUGACUCAUUAUGGUGGUAAUUGGAAACUUAAUAUUUUAAAGUAAUUUAAAACCCCUGAUUUAGUCUGUACACAACCAUUUAUGUUAGUAAGAAGGGGCGAAGUGUUGUGAGCGUUACUUACUUUAACUGAAUAUUGAUGAUUUUUGGUUUUAUUCAAAUGUUAUCCAUGUCUGAGAAAGAAAAGUGUCUUUAACAGAAAGAUGAUUUUAGAGCAGAGGUCGAGCAUGUUGCUGUAGUCGUUGACAAUAAGCUAUUUUAUGGAACUUAAGUUUCUGUUGUGCAGCGGGUUGCCAGGUUUUUUGGCUACAAACACACAUUGUUUCCCCCCUUUUCAGCCGUUUGGCUGCUGAGUUGAAUGUCUGUCCGUUUGGAUUGUGAGGCUCUUCAGGAGCCGUUGGAUGUGUCAGUGUACAUACUGUACAGAUGUAUAUGUAGGACUUAUAUGGUUGAGAAUUAUUUAUUUACCUAAAGAUCAUGAUGUUACUCUGGAAAUUUCAGGUGAAAUAUAUUUGAAAAA